This is a messenger RNA of Ruditapes philippinarum (Manila clam), 3874 nucleotides long. Its product is annotated as annulin-like. Gene Ontology annotation, biological process: peptide cross-linking. Gene Ontology annotation, molecular function: protein-glutamine gamma-glutamyltransferase activity. The record is from RefSeq and is a predicted model, not a curated record. Bases 292 to 2784 code for a protein of 830 amino acids. The transcript has 18 exons. NCBI's taxonomy places the organism in Eukaryota, Metazoa, Mollusca, Bivalvia, Venerida, Veneridae.
GGUUAAACUUAACCGACAUGCAAACAUAAAACAGAUAUUAAAUUUCAACUUCUUAUUCGGUUUAUGACGCUAAUAUAUGUCUUUUUAAAAAUCGUUAAUUUCCCUGUCUGUAUCGACAAGCAUUUUCACCCUUAGUUACCAACAUUCAGGUGUAAACAUAAAGGUAUCAACUUGGAUGUGAUUAUUGAUGGUGAUCGCAACCGAAUCAAUACCACAUUUAUACUGUUUUAGUCUGACCUAUUGAUUGGAUUAAGAUUGCAAUUGAACAGAACAUAGCUGACAAACACAGAUAUGUCUUACGACCGGUUCGGCGGUAUUUAUUCGUACCCUGGUUAUGGAUAUGGAUACGGAAACAGGUACGGCUCAAGUUCUAGAUAUGGGAGCAAUUAUUACAAUAGAUGGGGUAGCAGUGGUGAUGGAAAUAGCUAUACGUCGCCAUACAAUAGAAAUUAUAGGUAUGGACGCAGAAGGCGGAGGCCCAACUACUGGGAAAGAAACAGGCCAUGGUACAACAAUUAUAGAAGAUAUCGAAACACAAGAUCCCCGUCACCUGCAAGAGAAGAAACACGGCCACCACCUCCUCCUCCAGAAGUGCCGGAAGUACCGGAAGUGCCGGAGGAUGAAUUGGCGAAAGAAUUAUUUGUUAAAGAUGUUGACCUACAUAUUGGUAUGAAUGCUAAAAAACACAGAACUGAUGAAUAUACUUGCACGCAAGGAAAGGACGCUGAACUUAUAGUACGCCGAGGAGACAAAGUGAAAAUGACAAUAACAUUUGACCGACCUUAUAAUAAGGAGAAAAACGAUCUGAAACUUUGCUUCUCUUUGGGACCAUCCCCUAAAGCAAACAAAGGGACUCUGGCUUUGUUUGAAAUUGAUGAAUCCGGAAAAGAAAAGUUUGGAUUGGACAAAUGGGGCGCUAAUUUGACCAGCAGAGAUGAUGCAAAAUCUGAAAUAACAGUUAUGGUUUCUAUUCCUGCUAACUGUAUUAUUGGAGAAUGGAGCUUCUUUGUCAGGACAAUAAGUGAAGGGAAAAGUGAGGAUGGCAAACCGAAGGAAAUUAUUGGCAAAGAUUUCCAGCUCGAGGAUGAUAUUACAAUCUUGUUUAACCCCUGGUGUAAAGAUGACCCUGUCUAUAUGUCAGAUGGUGAAUUACUUGAGGAGUACGUUUUGAAUGAAAAUGGUUCUGUGUGGCGAGGCAGCUAUAAUACUCUCUCUCCCAAACCAUGGAACUACGGACAAUUUGAGACGGAUAUUCUUGAUGCGUCGCUCUCUCUUAUAAGGUUAGGAUUUGGUGACAAAUUGAAGCCGAUGUCUGACCCUGUCAAAGUUAGUAGGAUGAUUGCAAAGAUGGUUAAUGCAAACAAUGACAACGGUGUGCUAAUUGGACGAUGGGGUAAAGAUUAUUCUGGCGGUGAAGUACCUUGGUCCUGGGUGGGCAGUCUUAAAAUCUUGCGGAAAUGGAUAAAAGAUGGUCCAGUGAAGUACGGGCAGUGCUGGGUCUUUGCCUGUGUCGCCACAACAGUUUGUAGGGCACUCGGCAUACCUUGCAGAACUGUAACAAAUUUUGAAUCUGCUCAUGACACUAACGGUAGUAACACUGUGGAAACCUAUUUUAAACCUGGAUCUGGUGGUUUUCUUGAAAAGGAUGAACAUCACCGUGAGAAUGACUCUAUCUGGAACUUUCAUGUGUGGAAUGAAGUCUGGAUGGCUCGUAACGACUUACAGGAGUUUACAGAACAUGGUUGGCAAGUAAUUGAUGCAACACCGCAGGAAUCAAGCGAUGGUUACAUGCAGUGCGGACCAUGUCCAGUUCGGGCUAUUAAGAAUGGCGUUUGUACUGUCAACUACGACUGUGGAUUUAUCUUCACUGAAGUUAAUGGUGAUGAAAUCCAUUGGAUAACUUACCCGGACGGUUCGGAAGAAAGGAAACGGAUCAUCAAAGAUAGUGUUGGUAAGAAUAUCAGUACUAGAAAACCAGGAGAGCAAACAGAAAGACUGGAUGUCACAAACGAGUAUAAGUAUAAAGAAGGAUCGAAGGAAGAAAGGAUAGCGGUAAUGAAAGCUCAUGAAACAGCACGAUUUCCAAAUCCAGAUACAUAUGCAAAUGUAGAAAAAGUCAAGCCAAUCAAAUUCGACCUUAUACUGAGGGAUGACGUCAUGAUAGGCAGCAUCAUGCCAAUCAAGUUGGUGGCGAAAAACGAAGCGUCAAGAGAAAGAACAAUUACCAAAGGAGAAAUUAUAGUAUCACAAGCUGCAUACACAGGUCAUACAGGAAAAGAUAUCCUGAAAGAAGAGUUUGGUCCAGUUACACUGAAAGCUGGGGAAGAGAAAAUCUUUGAAGCGCGUUUGCACCCAGACAAAUAUUUAGACUAUCUAGUGGAACUAGCAAACAUUGCCAUUGUCGCUGAAGCUCAAAUUGAACCUAUUGGUGGCAGGGACGAUGAAGAAGAAUUUUACAUGAAAAGGGCAUCUAGAUUCCGGCGACCGGAUCUGAAAAUCGAGGGUCCAAAGACAGCGAAGGUUGGUGAUGUCGCGAAGUUUACCGUCAUCUUAGAGAAUCCACUUGACAAACCACUGACCGGUUGUAAGAUCUCAAUGGAAAGUGUUGGCUUUGACGACUUCGAUCUAAAAGAUGUAAAUAACAUCAAACCUAAAGAGGUCUGGAAAAUGGAGUUCCCAUUGAAAACUGUAAAGGCAGCGAGACAUUCUGCGGUAUAUUUCAGCUUCGAGUGUGAGGAAAUUCCAGAUAUUUCUGGAUACUCAAUUAUUAAAAUAUCUGCCUAAUAUGCACUUUACAGUAGAAUAUUCGUGGGCGUACUAAUUCAUUAGUAACAAGAAGUUGUGUUUUAUUUACGCCUACAUAUAUUAAAAAAUUCUGCAGUGUAUCAAGUGCUUUUAUACCUUUGAUGCGUUGUGAAUAGCUGAGUCAGAUAUUUUGACUGAUAUUCAUAUAGAUUAUUAAAUAAUGUUGAACAUUUUGCAUACAGCUUCUGUGAUAUUAAACUAUUCUUAUAACUUUUUGCUCACAAAAUUUGUUUUGGAAAAAAAACACAAUUGUAUGAAUUGUGCCUGAAAUAACCUACUUUGUCAUAUUUUAUCUAUACUUAUUUAAAUAUCUUUCUUCCUUUCGAACUUUUGCUGCGACUGUGAAAAGUUGCCUCGAACAUAUAUCAUUCGUAUACUGUUGUUUAUUCAAAUCACUCCCUAUAUUUUUUUCUAAUACAUUUUAGUAACAUAAACUCCGAUGAUUAUGAACUUGAAUUGAAUGUUGAAGUUAUAAAGAUAAGUCUUUUUUUUAAAUACUCAUAAAACAGCGAUUGAGGUUUUUCUUUACUUUGUAGACUUUCUUUCCAAAGACAAAACAUCAUCGAAAAUAGUGACAAAAUUGUUUUGAGUAACAUUGUAAAUAAAGUGACAUUAUGUUUAUUUUGUGAUUGUUAAGUUCAGCUGAAUUGACUAUAUAUUUCAAUCAAUUGACUGUUAGAUUACAUAGAUUACCGAGAAGUGAUUGGUCAACAGUUGGUACAUAAAUAAAUGUUAAAAUUAAAAUACGAAUUUGCCUUCAAUAUACAAAGACUAUCCCACUCUUUUUCUAAAGUAAAAGUUACGGGUAUUUACCCAGGAAUCUUUAUAGAAAUUACAUUGGGCCACGUAAGUUAUUUAUUGUUCAUUUGAAAUUUAUUAUAAAAUUGAAAGUAAUUAUGGCAAAAGAUAAACAUUCACCUGUUCGCUUAACAUAUACCAUUGGAUGAACAUAAUGUCACUUUAAAGAGGCAUAAGUACUUAUAUUUAAACUGACCAAUUGGUCUGCUCAAAUGUAAAGUGAUAUACCAUUUUUCUAUUUGUAAAUGUAUUAAAAUAAAUGAUACGUAGA